Messenger RNA from Astrephomene gubernaculifera, 1453 nucleotides. The record is from the annotation of a GenBank genome assembly. NCBI's taxonomy places the organism in Eukaryota, Viridiplantae, Chlorophyta, Chlorophyceae, Chlamydomonadales, Astrephomenaceae.
AGGAAGCCAAGCACGAUAGCGCGUUCUUAGGCGAACUUAAGCCGCUGGGCAUUGUCUACAACAAUUUAGGACCAGUCAGUCGCUAUCUCGCCAUGCAAGUCACAAUGUUGCGCCACUCCGCGCACGCGGGCUGCGUUCGCCCUCUAUGUUCCUCUAGGCUAGCCAUGCCGCGACCAGCCUGCAAGGCGUUCGGGUCGCGCAAGCUGAUGCAGCUCCGCGCCUCCAACAAUAGCGAUGGCAACUUCUCAGACGACGAGGGCGUAUAUAACGUCGCUGCUGAGUACUGCGCUUUGGAUGAGAAGGGCAAGAAGGCAUCUAAGCGCUCGCUCGGAGAGAUGGAGCAAGACUUCCUGGCUGCGCUGACCGCGUGGUAUUAUGAGGGCAAGCCAAUUAUGUCAGAUGAGGAGUUUAACCUGCUUAAGGAGGAGCUCAUUUGGUCGGGCAGCACCGUCGCCGUGCUCAGCAGCGCCGAGCAGCGCUUCCUUGAAGCAUCCAUGGCAUAUGCAAAGGGUAAACCAAUCCUGUCAGACGACGAAUACGACCUGCUGAAGGCGGAGCUCCGCAACAAGAGCAGCAUCGUCACGGCGCAGGGCCCGCGCUGCAGCAUCCGCAGCAAGAAGAUGUACGCGGAUGCCGAGCCGGACUAUCUUCGCAUGACCUUGCUAAACGUUCCCGGCGUCAUGUUUGUGCUGGGCCUGGUCUUCGCAGUUGACUUCUCCACCGGCUUCGGGAUAACCGAGCUCAUCGAGCUGCCCGCGCCGUACGGUGUGGUGCUGCUGUGGGGCCUGCUGCUGCCCUCGCUCUUCGUGGUUGCGUACGCGCUGACCCAGAUCGGCUUCAAGGACAACCUCAUCCUCAAGGCGCCCUGCCCCAGCUGCGGCUCCGAGAACUUCACCUACUUUGGCGAUGUGUUCACGGUGCACGGCGCGCGCGGGCAGAACAUCGUGGAGUGCUACAACUGCAAGGCCGACCUGACGUUUGACGAGUACAAGCGCAUCGUGGUGGUGGCGGAGACGGCGGAGGUCAAGCAGGAGAAGGCGGCAGCGGCUGCUGCCAAGAAGGCCGCGGCGGCUGCUAAGAAGAAGCAGCGGGCUAUGGCUGUGGCGGAGCGUGAAGUGGCCUGAGGGGCGUUAGGAGCGGGGCGCUUGGUAGCCCCCAACUACCCAGCCGGCUGGUGGUUGGAAGCUGCGCACCAGGAGGUUGUGUGGUCACCGCCUGCCCCUGAGAAUAGCGUCGUUGCUUGCUUGCUGUUUUUGUUCCCGUGCGGCAUUGCAAUGCCCCCCAACCCUUCUAUAAGUGAGGAAAGGCGAGUGGUCAAGUAGAGCUGCAGGAGGGGUUUGUUACGAGGUAGCGGCAGAGGUGUGAACGCGGCGAGAAGCGAAGUAUCUAUAACAAGAGACAUGCAUGAUAAGAGAAUCCAGCGGUAGUGAACUGAGGAGGUGUGACGACGGCG